Rangifer tarandus platyrhynchus (Svalbard reindeer) is the source of this 375-nucleotide messenger RNA. The record is from the annotation of a GenBank genome assembly. NCBI's taxonomy places the organism in Eukaryota, Metazoa, Chordata, Mammalia, Artiodactyla, Cervidae.
AUGAAAGAUCCAAGUCGCAGCAGUACUAGCCCAAGCAUCAUCAAUGAAGAUGUGAUAAUUAAUGGUCAUUCUCAUGAAGAUGACAAUCCAUUUGCAGAGUACAUGUGGAUGGAAAAUGAAGAGGAAUUCAACAGACAAAUAGAAGAGGAGUUAUGGGAAGAAGAAUUUAUUGAACGCUGUUUCCAAGAAAUGCUGGAAGAAGAAGAGGAACAUGAGUGGUUUAUUCCAGCUCGAGAUCUCCCACAAACUAUGGACCAAAUCCAAGACCAGUUUAAUGACCUUGUUAUCAGUGAUGGCUCUUCCCUGGAAGAUCUUGUGGUCAAGAGCAAUCUGAAUCCAAAUGCAAAGGAGUUUGUUCCUGGGGUGAAGUACUAA